AUGGCUUGGGAAAGAAACUUCGAAGCGAAGUUGUGGAGUAUUCGUGAAAAGGAAUUGGAGAUGCAGAAGAUCACAUAUCUCAUGAAGAUGUUACUAACCACCGUUGGAAACUUGAUUCCACUACUGUUUGCUCUUGCAUCGUUCGGGCACUAUACAGUCCUUCGUCAUCAAAGUCUUACUCCAUCCAUUGUUUUCACAUCUGUUAUAGUCUUCAAUGGGAUCCAAUACGCCAUUUCAGGCCUACCUGAAGCUAUUCUCGCCGCCGUACAGUGCUUUGUAUCUCUGUGUCGAAUUGAUCAGUAUCUGGACAGUCAAGAAGUUUCACUCGACAGAAACAUUUCAAAACACAUCUCACUUUGUGAUGCUACAAUAACAUGGCCUGGGGUUGCCCACGACGACAGUGCAUUCAAAUUAUCGAAUGUCACCGUCGAGUUUCCGAUGGGCGAGCUCAGUCUUAUCUGUGGGAGGGUUGGAUCAGGGAAGAGCCUACUUCUACUUGGAUUGUUAGGUGAAGCAGAUGUCAUCGAUGGUCACGUGAUAUGCCCUCAUUCCUCCCCGGACUUCAUAGCAAAGAGUCUCCAGAAACAUAUAGCAGCAGACGAAUGGAUAGUCUCUGGAUCAUGUGCAUAUGUACCGCAGACUGCCUGGCUGAGGAACCAAUCGAUUCGAGAGAAUAUUUUAUUUGGGCUUCCACAUUCUGUUGAACGAUACAUGAAGACCCUUGAGGCCUGUGCACUCAUCCCAGAUCUUGACAUUUUUGAAUACGGUGAUCUCACGGAAAUCGGAGAGAGAGGAAUUACAUUGUCGACGGGACAGAAAGCGCGCAUAUCGCUAGCUCGAGCGGUAUACUCUCGAGCCUCAAUCUUGCUUCUCGACGACGUUUUAUCAGCUGUGGAUGUUCACACCGCUCAUAAAAUCUAUCACGGAUGCUUGAAAGGAGAACUGAUGCAUCAGCGCACAGUGCUUCUGGUGUCGCAUCAUCUGCAGCUUUGCGUUGACAGAUCAGCUCAUGUCGUUGCGUUAGAGGAUGGGAAAGUCGUAUUCCAAGGACCCCCCUCUGCAUUCCAUCGUUCAAACACAUUCCAUGGUCUCAUCAAUUCACAACAACAACACUCCGAAGUCACUGAGGUUGCCAAAAGCGCGCAGGCUGAAGUUUUGCAACCUCUGACAACCCGCGGUCCGAUAAAACUUCGCGUCGGUGACGCUCCUAAGCUGGUCAUCGAUGAAGUGAGCUCUGUGGGAAGGAUCAACUGGGAUGUGUGGAAAAACUUUCUUGGGGCUUACGGGCGAACAUUUUUCUGGGUGUCAUUUACCAUUGGUCUCAUUGUUGCCGGUCUAGGACCUGUCAUCGAGAACAGCUAUUUGCGCGUCUGGGCAGACGCCGGGGAAGCUGCUCGCCCUCUCCGCUAUGUCUCAAUUUAUGCAGGCAUAUUAUCCCUUAAUUUGACCCUCCGCGUCAUCCAUUCCUAUAUAUUGUACCGCGGCUCUAUUAGAUCUUCCCGAGUCUUGUACCAAAGACUUUUGGAAAAUGUCCUGUUUUCGAGUGUCCGUUAUCACGACACUGUUGCGCGUGGCAGCCUUCUUAACAGAUUCGCUAAAGACAUGCAAAUCAUUGAUGGCUUUAUUGCUGAUGACUUUGGUCGCGCAAUGAAGCUUGGAUUGUCAACUUUGAUCACUUUCAUCACGCUUGCGGUGGUUGGCGGAGUACUGUUCGCUGUUUCUGCGCUAAUCCUCGCCGUCAUUUUUGGUGUUGCUUCCCAAGACUAUGGUCAUACCUCUCGCGAUAUGCGGCGAUUGGUUUCAACGACGUUCUCCCCCCUAUACUCAGUAUACGACACGGCUAUCACAGGGGCGAUUGUGAUUCGUUCCUUCGGAGCAUCCACCGCAUUCCUUCGGGACAUGAUGAGAUUCGUCGACGCGAAUUCGUCUGCUUGUCAUUGGCAAUGGGGUCUAAACCGUUGGUUCUCUGUUCUUUCCAUUGCUUUUGGGGGUUCAAUCGUCGCUGCGGUUGGCCUCGCGGUCCUACUUUCCUCAACAAAUGAUGCUUCAUUGGCCGGAUUAGCUCUUGUGUUUGCAUCAACCAUAUCUGUGGAGUUGAUGUAUUUUAUCCGUGCUUUUGUUGGGCUUGAACAAUCUCUGGUGGCCGUCGAACGAGUGAAAGCAACUUCAGACCUCCCUCGGGAUCCCCCGGAAAUCAUUGAUCCGCGACCUCCGAUUGGAUGGCCCACCGCUGGGAUGAUCCAAUGCGAGAACUUCAGUAUUCGCUAUGCGCCAGACCUUCCGAACGUGCUGCACAACAUCACUUUUCGCGUCGAACCGGGGCAAAAGAUUGGUAUUGUGGGGAGAACUGGAUCUGGAAAGAGCACCUUAGCACUGUCCUUCUUCCGUUUCGUGGAAGCCAGCACCGGACGCCUCGUGAUUGACGGUCUAGACAUUGCAACGUUAGGUCUGACAGACCUCCGAAGUGGCUUGACCAUCAUCCCUCAAGAUCCUACACUCAUGAGUGGUACAUUGCGGUCAAACUUGGACACUUUUGACGAGCAUCAAGAUACCGAUAUAUUCGAGGCGCUCCGAAGUGUGCAUCUUCUCUCAGACAAUGAUAGCUCUGUGUUUGCAAAUCUGGAUUCGCCUGUGUCGCAGGGGGGAAACAACUUUUCUGCUGGACAAAAGCAGUUGCUGUGUAUGGCACGCGCACUCCUCAAGCAUUCAAAGGUUCUUCUCAUUGACGAGGUAAAGUGGUUCUACUCGUAUGGUAGCAUUUCUGAACGACGGUGGACAAUAGGCCACGGCGAGGUAGGAAACCUACUCUCUUAA
Mycena indigotica is the source of this 2814-nucleotide messenger RNA. RefSeq names its product ATP-dependent bile acid permease. The record is from RefSeq and is a predicted model, not a curated record. Gene Ontology annotation, molecular function: ATP binding; ABC-type peptide transporter activity; ATP hydrolysis activity. The transcript has 28 exons. Gene Ontology annotation, biological process: transmembrane transport. Bases 1 to 2814 code for a protein of 937 amino acids. Gene Ontology annotation, cellular component: fungal-type vacuole; fungal-type vacuole membrane. NCBI's taxonomy places the organism in Eukaryota, Fungi, Basidiomycota, Agaricomycetes, Agaricales, Mycenaceae.